Messenger RNA from Exophiala dermatitidis NIH/UT8656, 1851 nucleotides. RefSeq lists its product as uncharacterized. The transcript is spliced from 2 exons. Gene Ontology annotation, molecular function: DNA-binding transcription factor activity; transcription cis-regulatory region binding. The record is from RefSeq and is a predicted model, not a curated record. The coding region runs from base 1 to 1851 and encodes 616 amino acids. Gene Ontology annotation, cellular component: nucleus. Lineage: Eukaryota; Fungi; Ascomycota; Eurotiomycetes; Chaetothyriales; Herpotrichiellaceae. Gene Ontology annotation, biological process: positive regulation of transcription by RNA polymerase II.
AUGAUCAAGCACGCGACCCAGCAUGAGCGCUCGAAAGAUAACAAGAAGCCGGUCAGGAUGUUCGGCUUGUCGGUUGCAAAGGGUGAAAUGACAGAGGGUCGACCUAGAUGCCAGAGGUGUCUCAGACAGAACCUUGCAUGUCACUACGGAGGCAUCCGCUUGAUCUGGGAGAAUGACAGCGAAGCACGAGGAGUAUGCCACGGGCGUCAAGGAGUCUGGAAAAAGGCUGGCAAAGCAAGCACUCGAACGGCUUCCAGUCCCGAGGCUGGAUACCCUAGCACCGACGCGUUCCCCGUCAUUGAGCGUGCUUAUUUCUUAAACACGACUUAUAAGGACUUUGAGUUGCACUACACCAUCAAUACACCGAAAGCCUCGCCAUGCACACCGAGGGAGCACCAGGAAGAUGAUCAUGACGAGCAGAAUUCUCAGUUUAACGAAGUCGUCGUAGCCACGGAUCCAUCUCUCCAUGCGAAGACGCUGCUCCACGCGUUGUCACCAUUUCCAGUCGUGACUCGGUCCAGCGAUUCGAUUCUCCUUUCAUAUUACGACCUCGUAAUCUGUGCAUCACGGACAGUACUCGACGAUGAACAACACAAUCCAUAUCGACACGUUCUGCUACCCAUGGCGCUUCACUCGCAGGGUCUAUACGAGGCAACCCUGGCGAUAUCAGCUUACACACUCCAUCUGAGCCAGCCAGAUCUUGCGACGACAGCGCUAGAACACCGGCAGCAGGCGUUGAAAGCACUGAUACACCUGAUCAACCAGGAGAACCCCGACGGCACGGUCAUGGACGAGAUCCUUGCACUGGUUCUCAUGAUUUGCUGGUACGACAUCUCAGAUGGCUGCCGUCCAUCUUGGGUCAAACACCUUGCCGGAUUUCGUGGUCUCCUACAUCAUAUACCACGAAGGAACAAGACAAACCAAUCUCUUCUCAGCCUUCGACUUGAGAAAUUCUUUCUCCAAUAUUUCGUCUUUCACCUUGUUUUGGCAAAAGCCACGUUCCACGAUGGCGACAUGGAGAUCGAAGAACAACCACCGUCGGAGGGCAGGAGUAGCUUAGUCCAUGAGGGUUCUGGCUCUCUGGCAGUGGCUGAAUCCUGGCUCUCGCCUUCCACUUCGGCGCUAUCCAUUCAAAUGUCUCUCGACGACCUUGACCAGAUCGACCUUUACAUGGGAUUUAGCAACUCGUUACUUUUGCUCAUCAAUGAGAUCGCAGAAAUGACCAAGAUCAAACCCGACGCCAGUGACCGUGAGCAACGAAAUCUGAAACUACUUGCUCGAGCAUGCAGGAUCAAGGAAAGUCUUGUCAGGCUGGAAAAGACAAAUUCUCAUUUGGGCAGUAUGCCCGAGCUGGCAGACAAGGAGCCUACUGUGGUCGCCAUUGCCGAGAUCUAUCGACUAGGAGCGCUUCUCUACUUGCACGAGGUCCUCUCGACGCCGGCGUUGGAGUUUCCGUACUGCAGACGCAUUUUCAAAGCAGGUGAAAAGGAACACUACGUCUCGCAGAUUCUUGACAUGACCAGCUCCAACAUCACACAGAUAUGUAGUGUGGCGAGCAUGCCCCUUUGGUCCCUGUUCCUCGCGGGAUGCUGCGCCAUCAGCGAGACGGAUCGGGUUAAAGUGCUCCAGAUCUUCGAACACGUCGAGAAGCAGUGCCAGUUCGGCAACGUCAUCCCGGCUCACGCAGCUUUGGAAGCCGUAUGGCGCCAAAAGGAUCUAUUGAGGGACGAGCCUUCGCCUGCUUCGGGUCGAGCCCAAAACCAAAGAGGGAACAGAGCCCAAACCUAUGUGCAAUACGAAUGGGAGAAAGCGCUCGAUAUGCUUGGUGGCUGGAGAAUCAGUCUAACAUAA